This is a messenger RNA of Nymphalis io (European peacock), 1490 nucleotides long. It is a transcript of the gene CDC50, whose product is annotated as cell cycle control protein 50A. The record is from RefSeq and is a predicted model, not a curated record. Bases 115 to 1194 code for a protein of 359 amino acids. The transcript has 9 exons. Gene Ontology annotation, cellular component: Golgi apparatus; endoplasmic reticulum; plasma membrane. Lineage: Eukaryota; Metazoa; Arthropoda; Insecta; Lepidoptera; Nymphalidae.
UCCAUAAGGAGAGUUUAUCUUGAGUUGUUACUUGUAUUUAUAUGGCCUUAUUAUUGCACGUAUAAUAAUCAAAGGAAUCAAUUAUUUUUAUGAUAUCACAAGUUCCAACGUAAAAUGGCGACUUCAAGUGAUACAUCGGACCAGAAUGUUAAAUCAAGACGUCCUGCAGAAUCAGCGUUUAAACAGCAGCGACUGCCUGCUUGGCAACCCAUUUUAACAGCAGGCACUGUUCUCCCUACGUUUUUCGUAAUAGGUAUUGCAUUUAUACCUGUUGGCAUUGGUUUGCUCUAUUUCUCUGAUGAGGUAAAAGAACAUGUUAUAGACUAUACAUACUGUCUUAAGGAUGAUGAAAAUAUUACAUGCGCUGAAUAUAUAAGACAGAAUAAUAUGGAGGCUUGUACUUGUCAAAUUCCUUUUAAUUUAACUGAGGAUUUUAAAGGUGAUGUCUACUUUUAUUAUGGACUCAGUAACUACUACCAAAACCACCGGAGAUACGUAAAGUCAAGGGAUGAUAGUCAGCUGCUUGGACGCUUGUCGCUCACACCGUCAUCAGAUUGCGAGCCAUUUGCAUAUGCCGAAGAAGAUGGAAAGAUGAAACCUAUAGCACCAUGUGGUGCCAUCGCUAAUUCUCUCUUUAAUGAUACAUUGUUAGUACGAUCUCAGGAUUCAGAUAAAAAUGUACCAGUUCUAAGAACAGGUAUUGCAUGGACGUCGGAUAAAGAUAUCAAGUUUAGAAAUCCACCUGGAGACCUGAAGACUGCGUUUGCAAACUUCACAAAACCAAUCAACUGGCGCAAUCCGGUUUGGAUGUUGGAUCCAAAUAAUACCGAUAAUAAUGGUUUCCAGAAUGAAGACUUGAUUGUGUGGAUGCGUACUGCAGCUCUGCCAACCUUCCGCAAGCUGUACCGAAGAGUCGAUCAUUCGCAAGUCGGGUUCAGUACUGGACUUUUUAAAGGACCUUACAUUCUUAGAGUGGACUACAACUACCCCGUGACAGACUUCGAUGGAACGAAAACAUUUAUAAUAUCGACGACGUCGUUGCUCGGAGGCAAGAAUCCUUUCCUGGGCGUGGCGUACGUCGUGGUGGGCACGCUGUGCCUGCUGCUGGGCAUCGUGCUGCUCGUCAUACACGUGAGAUGCUCAAAGAGCACAACAGAGAUGAUCAACGUGAACCCACGCACUCCAUACUCUUAAAUUAUACCAGCUGAGGUAUUCUGUAAGAACUCACUUCAUUACUCAUUUGUGAAAUGUUGACAACCGACUUAUGGUGAUAUACUGUUUUGAUGCGUAAAUUCUUGAAAUUUUAUGAUUAUUAUGUUCAAUGUCGCAUAUCACUUUCUGAGAUUUCACGACCGUUUUCUGCGUGAGUUUUGAAUUUGUUCUUAUAGAAUAGCUGGGACAAAUGAAAAUCAUUAAAACAUAUAAACUUAACUCGACUCUAAAUUGUAAUUUUACUAUUUCCAUAUAUUAAAGACUUAUGUUUUAACUUA